UCCCAGGCAAGCGGCCACCCCAGCUAACUUCCGACCCCCUCCUCCCCGUCCGGCGUUCCGGCAUGUCAACAUGCCUGAGGUUAGAGGUUUGGGAGCAUUGAAUGGCGCCCGGCACGUCCAGUCCGUUCCCUUCCCUCGCCGCCCUCCAUGACGCUCCAGCCAACCGGCUAUCCCUCCAUCCAUCCAUCCCACAUACUCUCCUCGGUGCACACCAGAGAGCACGCGAAAGAGAAUUUGCCUAGAGCACAUGACUUACUUUGGCUCUCCCUGGGCCGAGCUAUUCCCAUCAGGUCCGGUCCCUCGGUGCGAAAAUGGCUUUGUAUGGUUAGGUUCAGGGCGGCCUGAACCCGGAAGCGGCGAUCGAGGCCCUUCCCCGGCUGGUGCCCCCCCUUGGGUCGUAUCAGAGGGACGAAUAGGCACUUCCGUGUGUCAGCUGGCCGUCGGAAACCCCAGAAAGGUGAGCGUUCCAAGGGGCGGGCGGGCGGCGGUGCCUCUGCGCCCGGAUCGGGCGACUUCGUGGGUCAACCGCGGAAGGACGGCACCGCUAGGCUUGUCCGCCCAUUUGUCUUGCUACGAACCCGACCAGGAAGGUUUUCAUUGGUAUCAUCCAUCACUUGAUGCGCAUAUGACGUAUCGUCUGCUAUCUUCACCACAUUUAUGGGUACUCGGUGGCGCUGAUUGGGUCUUUGGCGUCGCCAUGAGGGAGCUUUCAGUGUCUCCCCUGAACCGGCGAAUUGUGCGAGAGGGUGCAGGAUGGUGUUCUACCCAAGGCUUGUUUUGUUCUCGACCACAAGUUUGUCGUGUGCAGACUAGUAGUAUCGUGUCUCGGACGUCGUCCACCAUCCGAUAUUCCGCAUCGAAAAUAGGAGCACUCUGUCACCUUUCGCAAUGUAGGAGUUACAUCUCAUCGACUUUGUGUACUGGGCCUGACCUAUCCCUGAACGCCAUAACGAAGCUUUCCCCUUUCCCUACCGGUCCUGUAUGAUACAAUCGAAGUGAUAAACCGUGUCGCGUCCACCAAUCCCA
Messenger RNA from Colletotrichum navitas, 1026 nucleotides. RefSeq lists its product as uncharacterized. The transcript has 2 exons. The coding region runs from base 248 to 985 and encodes 245 amino acids. The record is from RefSeq and is a predicted model, not a curated record. NCBI's taxonomy places the organism in Eukaryota, Fungi, Ascomycota, Sordariomycetes, Glomerellales, Glomerellaceae.